This is a messenger RNA of Sinocyclocheilus grahami, 482 nucleotides long. Its product is annotated as BTB/POZ domain-containing protein KCTD9-like. NCBI's taxonomy places the organism in Eukaryota, Metazoa, Chordata, Actinopteri, Cypriniformes, Cyprinidae. Gene Ontology annotation, biological process: protein homooligomerization. The annotation marks the transcript as partial. The record is from RefSeq and is a predicted model, not a curated record. The transcript has 5 exons.
CACUUUAACACUUUUCUGUGGUUGUUAGGAGCACUUUGGUCAAAGAACCGGAGAGUAUGUUGGCUCACAUGUUCAGAGACAAGGAUGUUUGGGGAAACAAACAGGACGAGCAAGGGGCGUAUCUCAUUGAUCGGAGUCCAGAUUACUUUGAGCCCAUAUUAAAUUACCUGAGACACGGACAGCUCAUUAUCAAUGACGGCAUCAAUCUGCUGGGCGUGCUUGAAGAAGCUCGUUUCUUUGGAAUCGAACGUCUUGCUGAGCAGCUUGAAGGUGUUGUUAAGAAUUCUCAGCCUCCCGAUGAUCACUCGCCCAUCUCCCGCAAAGAGUUUGUGCGUUUUCUGCUUGCCACUCCAACUAAAUCAGAGCUUAGAUGUCAGGGCCUGAAUUUCAGUGGGGCAGAUCUUUCUCGUCUUGACCUGCGUUACAUCAACUUCAAGAUGGCCAACCUCAGCCGCUGUAACCUCACACACGCCAACCUCUGU